ACUCGCUACCCCUCUCAAAUACUAUAAUCCUGACAGAACCCAUAAUUUCUUCUGCCGGUCGCCAUGGCCAUUGACCUUAGUUCCCACGUAUUUACAGGCAACCCUAUAAGAUCCAAAACGCCUAAACUGCACGACCCAGUUUCACUUUCUUCAGCUUUUGAAUCUCUCAAACUCCAUCUCCACCAAAACCCAGAAAACCUCCCUCCUCCAAAGUCUCCUCUUUUCAAGGUCUUGCUUUUCAAAAAGGGCAGGCCUUUGGUUUCAUCUUCCGUUAGAGGGGAUGGUGCUGUUCCCAGUUGGCAUCUGGGGUGGAUCAGUUUGGCCGAUUGUAAAGGUCUCUUGGGGAAUUAUGGGGUUCAGUUGACCGAAACGUCCUUUGUUUAUUUGGGUUCAAGAGCCGAUGAAGAUGUUGUUUAUUGGGCUAUUGAUGUUUCUGUGGAUGCUUGGUUGGUUUCCGAAUUGAGUUGCAGACAGCUUUGCUUUGUGGAUCUUAGGACACUGAUGAUGGCUACUGAUUGGACUGAUCCUUGUGUUAUGGGUGAAUUGGCUAUUGCUGGUCAUGCAAGGCCAUUGCUCGAAUGGCAUAAACACUCACGAUUUUGUGGUCAUUGUGGAGAUAAAACCGUCCCCAAGGAAGCCGGGAGAAUGAAACAAUGCUCCAAUGAGUUAUGCAAGAAGAGUAUUUACCCUCGUCUUGAUCCAGUUGUCAUCAUGUUGAUCAUUGAUAGAGAAAAUGAUCGUGCACUUUUAGGUAGACAACCCCUAUUCCCACCUCGAAUGUGGAGUUGCUUAGCCGGAUUCAUAGAGCCAGGGGAAAGCUUAGAAGAAGCUGUGAGGCGAGAAGCAUAUGAAGAGACCGGUAUUGAUGUUGGAGAAGUUGUCUAUCAUACUUCUCAGCCAUGGCCUGUUGGCCCAAGUAGCCUACCAUGUCAGUUGAUGGUCGGGUUCUUUGCAUAUGCGAAAUCUCUUGAUAUAAAUGUGGAUAAGGAAGAACUAGAAGAUGCUCAGUGGCACAGUAGAAAAGAUGUGAGGAAGGCAUUAACAUUUUCUGAAUACAAGAAGGCACAAAGAACAGCAGCGGCUAAAGUAGAUCAGAUGUGCAAAGGUGUGAAAAAGCGACAGCAAGAGAGUUCAGCAGCAGAUAAACGUGCAAAAAACGGGGAACCUGCUCCCAUGUUUGUUCCAGGGCCAUUUGCAAUUGCCCAUCAUCUCAUCUCAGCUUGGGUUAAUAAAGAUCCACAAACUGGUGUCGAAGUUCAAUCGAAACUGCGUGGUGGUUUCAUUUCAAAACUAUAGCAUUCUCAUUCUCUUCCGAAGGCUGCAGAAGAUCCCUUGUGCUUGUUUCAGUUGUCCUUGUAUCCUUUCCAAUAAGAAUCACUUGAAAUUCUGCCACUUGUAUUAGAAAGCAGUUCCGGAAAUUCCAAUGUGAAGUAUGACCAUUUUCAUUUGUGUAAUUUAUAUUCAUAAUAAAUGUUUGAUAUUAGAGCAUUUUAUCUUAAACUCUC
This is a messenger RNA of Hibiscus syriacus, 1505 nucleotides long. Its product is annotated as nudix hydrolase 19, chloroplastic-like. Gene Ontology annotation, molecular function: NADH pyrophosphatase activity; metal ion binding. The transcript is spliced from 6 exons. Lineage: Eukaryota; Viridiplantae; Streptophyta; Magnoliopsida; Malvales; Malvaceae. Gene Ontology annotation, cellular component: cytosol. The coding region runs from base 64 to 1296 and encodes 410 amino acids. Gene Ontology annotation, biological process: NAD+ catabolic process; NADP+ catabolic process. The record is from RefSeq and is a predicted model, not a curated record.